AUAAAAGGACCCCUGAAAGGCUUUCAACAAUUUUAGUUAGAACUUGGAACCUUAAAAUAUCAAUCCAACAACCCUUACUUUUUUUUUUUUUUUUUAAUUUCCUUUUAUAAGAAAGCCGUCUUAAGACCAUAGUUUCAUCUAUGUCCCAACAAUUUAUAAAUUAUAACCCUUAAGCUCUCCAUUUAAACCUCAUUAACUUCACUCUUUCAAACCCCAAAACCCACUCUCCCUCCUCUUCUCUCUCGCUCUCUCUCAAAUUUUCAUAACUAUGUGCCAGUUAGCUUCGGCUUCUGAUUCUUGCAAAAGCAAUUUAGAUCCAUCAACCAAAGUACAAGAACCUGACAUGCUAAGUCCUUUGGUCCCCAGGAAUCUAACAUCUCAACCACAAGAAAAAACCCAUCUGUCUCUGGCAAUCAAAGAAGCAAAAUGCACAGCCAACAUUGCUCUUCCAAUGAUUUUAACUGGUCUUCUACUUUACUCUCGUUCCAUGAUCUCCAUGCUCUUUCUUGGCCGCCUGGGGGAGCUUUCUUUAGCCGGUGGCUCUCUGGCGAUCGGUUUUGCAAACAUCACCGGUUAUUCUAUUCUCUCCGGCCUUGCAAUGGGAAUGGAACCCAUCUGCGGCCAAGCUUUUGGGGCCAAAAGUUACAAACUUCUUGGCCUCACCAUGCAAAGAACAAUUCUUUUGCUUAUCUUGAUUUCGUUCCCAAUAUCCUUUUUAUGGUUCAACAUGAAAAACAUUCUUCUCUGUUGUGGCCAAGAAUAUGAUAUAGCCACAGAAGCGCAAACCUACAUUCUUUAUUCUCUCCCGGACCUUAUCUUGCAAUCCCUUUUACACCCUUUGCGUAUAUACCUUAGAACUCAAUCCAUAACUCUGCCUCUAACAUACUGUGCAGCUCUUUCCAUUCUUCUCCAUAUACCCAUUAACUAUUUUCUUGUCUCUGUACUUAAUCUCGGAAUCAAAGGUGUUGCACUAAGUGGGAUUUGGACCAACUUCAAUCUUGUAUCUUCACUGAUCGUCUACGUUAUGCUUUCCGGCGUGCACAAGAAAACAUGGGGUGGGAUUUCUCUGGAGUGUUUAAGAGGAUGGAAAUCUUUAUUGAAUUUGGCAAUUCCAAGUUGCAUCUCGGUUUGCCUUGAAUGGUGGUGGUAUGAGAUAAUGAUUUUACUAUGUGGGCUACUGUUGAAUCCAAGAGCUACCGUUGCUUCAAUGGGAAUAUUGAUUCAAACCACGGCUUUGAUAUAUAUUUUCCCAUCUUCCUUAAGCUUUGGUGUUUCAACAAGAGUUGGUAAUGAACUGGGUGCCAAUAAUCCCCAAAAGGCGAAGCUUGCUGCUAUAAUUGGUUUGUGUUUAAGCUUCGGCUUGGGAUUUUCUGCAUUGUUUUUUGCAAUUAUGGUGAGGAAGGUUUGGGCCAGCAUGUUCACAGAAGAUGCAGAGAUAAUUGCAUUGACUUCAAUGGUUUUGCCGAUAAUUGGGCUUUGUGAGCUUGGAAAUUGCCCUCAAACAACAGGUUGUGGUGUCUUGAGAGGAACUGCCAGGCCUAAAAUGGGUGCAAAUAUUAAUUUGGGAUGUUUUUAUCUUGUGGGUAUGCCUGUUGCUAUUUGGUUAAGUUUCUAUGCUGGGUUUGAUUUUAAAGGACUUUGGCUUGGUCUAUUAGCCGCCCAAGGCUCUUGCGUUGCGACCAUGUUGUUAGUUUUGACUCGCACCGAUUGGGAAAGGCAAGCCCUCAGGGCUAAGGAGCUCACAGGAAACGUCAACACUGCUGAUGACAUUGAAGAGGAUGAUACAAUCCCGGAUGAUAAAAGACAACCAUCCACCUCAUCGAAUCACAAUGAUUUAUUAGCUUGAGUCUGUCACCAAUUUAAUAUAUGAAGAUUCUAAUUAACCAUAUUUUUUAUGAUUUGGAUCACACAUUUAGUUUGUGUUGAUCUAAUAUUUUUCAUUUACAUCUGCAGAUCACACACACACACACACACUUAUAUAUAUAUAUAUAGAGAGAGAGAGAGAGAGUUGUUAAUUGAAGUUUAAGAUUAUUCAAAAUACAUAGAAACAUGGAUUUUUCUUGUUCACCUGUAAUUAGUGUUGUACUUAUGUUUGGAUGAUAGUGCAUUUCAGGAAAGUAGUUUAGCUUACGGGCUUAUCAUAUGUGCCCAAUUGUGGAAGCGAGCCGCCAAUAAGGAGAGAUUCCAGUGUGAGCUUCCUUCAUAAGAGCAACACUUGCGCGUGGGAUGUAUACAACUAGGAAUUUGACUGGUCAUCUUUCAUCUUUUGCAACUGCCGACUCCGUCGAUGACCAUCGCUCCCUCAAAAUCACCAUUUGGAUUCGACCACGGACGAUCAUUCAAUUUUUUUUUAUUUGAUUGGGUGAUUGAAAACAUGAACCUAAAUCUAUUAGAUGAGUGUUAUAUUUUCAACUACUGAAUUAAAUCAGAUUAAAAAACUUUUUAUUUCACUUA
Messenger RNA from Hevea brasiliensis (rubber tree), 2454 nucleotides. RefSeq names its product protein DETOXIFICATION 49-like. Gene Ontology annotation, biological process: xenobiotic detoxification by transmembrane export across the plasma membrane. Gene Ontology annotation, molecular function: xenobiotic transmembrane transporter activity; antiporter activity. The coding region runs from base 269 to 1846 and encodes 525 amino acids. Gene Ontology annotation, cellular component: membrane. The transcript has a single exon. The record is from RefSeq and is a predicted model, not a curated record. NCBI's taxonomy places the organism in Eukaryota, Viridiplantae, Streptophyta, Magnoliopsida, Malpighiales, Euphorbiaceae.